GAAAGAAUAGUUGAUACCUAUGAGGUUCAGCUUUAUAGAUCAUGUUUCAGGCGGCCAAACAUCUCUCGCGGGCACUUCCAAGUGCGGGAAAUAUACGCGCAGCUACAUGCUCAUGUCUCGGUUUUUCGACAGCUACCCCUCAAGAUCCUGUGCCCCUCGCAGACAAUGACCCUGGAGGAUUACAUCCCGUUACGCCCGGCGAUACCUUCCACGAGUCACAAUAUAGAGUUUUGCGAAAGCUCGGCCAGGGACGGUACUCAAUCGUGUGGCUUGCUGCCGAUUCUCUAUCACGAAAAGAUGUGGCUCUCAAAAUACUAAGGGCAGAUUGCUAUGGGACUUCAAAUGACAUUUUCGAGCUUGAAAUGCUGGAGAAGAUUUCAGAGGCCGGGUAUCAGCACCUUCAAGGGGCGGGUCAAGUUACGCGUCUCCUGAAUCACUUCAAGCAUUGUGGUCCAAAUGGAAACCACAUUUGUUUAGUUCUUGAUGUCUGGGGGCAUCACAUCGGCCACGAAGCACAACGCUAUAGCCAACGAAGAAUACCAGUCAGAGUCAUGAAAGAAGUUGUGCGGCAGAUUCUCUUAGGCUUGGACUUCCUUCACAGGCAAUGUGGAAUCAUACACACUGAUCUAAAACCGUCCAAUAUUUUGAUUGAUAUAGAAAAUACAGACGACGCCAUUCCCAGAUAUCUACAAGAGACAGCCUCUACAUCAGACACUCAACCAAAAACAGUAGCUUCCCAGUCAAUCACCGAAGUUGUUACGUCAAGGCGACUAGCUGAUCGAGAAUCGUUCAAAAUAUGCAUCAUAGACUUGGGAGUCUCAAGCUGGCUUGAUAAGCAUCUUUCGGAGAAUAUCCAGCCACCGCUGCUUCGAGCCCCCGAAGUUACCUUAGGUGCUCCUUGGGGACCGCCGGUCGAUAUAUUCAGCUUAGGUUGCUUGAUCAUAGAGCUGACCAAGGGUCAUAGAUGUUUCCCUGGAUCAGCUGCAAGCAAUGGAGCAUGGACUGCCGAAGACGACCGUCUCGCACAAAUGAUCGAAGUUCUUGGGCCGUUCCCUGACUCACUUCUGUCUCGAGGGUCGAAGACUGAUCAGUUCUUUAAAUCCCAGGGAGGACUUCGCCGCAUUGACUCGGCACAGCUCGAGUCUACGUCACUCAAGAAUCUGAUGGAUGGUGAAAAUCCCGCGUUGCAAAGACCAGCCGAUAUGUCUGACGAAGAUCUGGAAUUGCUUAUUGAUUUCUUAGAGGGGACACUAAUGCUGGAUCCAAACUUACGCAAGACAGCCUUGGAGUUGCUAGAACAUCCUUGGCUCAAAGCAGAAGACGAAGUGACUAGAUAGGCGUGGGACGGAGGGGAACUCAACGACAGUACGAAAAACUGAAAUGGAAGAAUAAUUGUAAACUACAUAUAGUUUGAAGGAUAAUAAAUUGAAAAUUAAUAAUAUCCUACUGAUGGCUAUUAUAUAAUAUCG
Messenger RNA from Cadophora gregata, 1469 nucleotides. RefSeq lists its product as uncharacterized. The coding region runs from base 42 to 1337 and encodes 431 amino acids. Gene Ontology annotation, molecular function: protein kinase activity; ATP binding. Lineage: Eukaryota; Fungi; Ascomycota; Leotiomycetes; Helotiales; Ploettnerulaceae. The transcript is spliced from 6 exons. The record is from RefSeq and is a predicted model, not a curated record. Gene Ontology annotation, biological process: protein phosphorylation; regulation of mRNA processing; spliceosomal complex assembly.